Molecule: messenger RNA, 1206 nt
Organism: Aureobasidium uvarum
Lineage: Eukaryota; Fungi; Ascomycota; Dothideomycetes; Dothideales; Saccotheciaceae
Source: the annotation of a GenBank genome assembly
AUGUCUGAACGCCCUGAGAACAUCGGUAUCAAGGCCAUUGAGCUUUACUUCCCCAGCCAGUACAAGAUCGACCCCAAGGAUAUUGGUCGUCUCGAAGUCGGUACCGAGACCAUCCUUGACAAGUCCAAGUCGGUCAAGUCUGUCUUGAUGCAGCUUUUCAAAGAGUCGGGCAACACCAAUGUUGAGGGUGUCGACACUGUCAACGCUUGCUACGGUGGUACCAACGCACUUUUCAACGCCAUCAACUGGGUCGAAUCCUCUGCAUGGGACGGUCGUCUCGCCAUUGUUGUCGCUGGUGACAUUGCCCUUUACAAGAAGGGUGCCGCCAGACCCACCGGUGGUGCUGGAUGCGUUGCCAUGCUGCCCGGCCACAGAGGCAGCUACAUCACUCACGCAUACGACUUCUACAAGCCCGACCUGACCAGCGAGUACCCCAUCGUUGACGGUCAAUUCUCCAUCAAGUGCUACACCCAGGCCGUCGACGCCUGCUACGAGGCAUACAACACCCGUGAGGCCCAGCUCAAAUCCAAGGCCAACGGUGCUGCCAAUGGCAAUGGUGCUCACGCCGAGCCCGAGACUCCUCUCGACCGCUUCGACCACAUGUGCUUCCACGCCCCUACCUGCAAGCUGGUUUCCAAGUCUUACGCUCGUAUGCUCUACAACGACUACAAGCAGAACCCCGAGAACCCUGUCUUCGCCGAGGUUCCCGCCGAGAUCAAGGACAUGGACCUCGAGAAGUCGUACAGCGACAAGACCGUCGAGAAGACCUUCAUGACCCUCUCUAAGAAGCGUUUCGCCGCUCGCGUGCAGCCUUCGAUCCAGGUCCCCACCAUGUGUGGUAACAUGUACUGCGGUUCCGUCUACGGUUCGCUCUGUGCUCUUCUAUCCAACGUUUCGUCGCAAGACCUCCAGGGCAAGCGUGUUGGUAUCUUCUCAUACGGCUCAGGCCUCGCCUCGUCCUUCUUCUCAUUCAGAGUCAAGGGCAGCACCGAGGAGAUGCACAAGCAGAUCGACCUCCAGAACAGACUCGAUUCGCGCAGAGUGGUUGCCCCCGAGGUGUACGACGAGAUGUGCAACCUCCGUGAGCGUGCACACUUGAAGAAGGACUACUCGCCUGCUGGCAACCCCGAGACUCUCUUCCCUGGCACCUACUACCUGACCAAGGUCGAUGACCUCUUCAGAAGAGAGUAUGCCAUCAAGCAGUAA